Messenger RNA from Paramecium sonneborni, 1213 nucleotides. Lineage: Eukaryota; Ciliophora; Oligohymenophorea; Peniculida; Parameciidae. The record is from the annotation of a GenBank genome assembly.
AAAUAAUUUCUAAAUGUCGAAUCAAUAUGUCAUAGUGCCUCAAAAUUAUCGAAGUGACAGUAUGGUUAGUAUUUCACCAGCUGAUAAGAGAUAUUUUGAAUAAGCUUAAGCUAAAUAGAAAUCACCUCCAUAAUAAAUGAUGUUUGGUGGUUAUUCACCAUCUCCUAGUCUCCAAAAAACUUUGAGUACACAAUUAUCAGAAUAAAGUAUUGAUGAAGUAUAAAUAUUGUUAAAACAUAUUUUAGUUUGGUAAAAUGCAAAAGGAUUCAGAUACUGAGUUGGUUGUUCAAUAUAUUUUAUAAUUAAGAGAUACAGAGAAAAGAGAAUAAGCAUUAUCAGAAUUAUCAAAAAAAAGAGAAAGCUUUCCUCAUUUGGCACCAUUGUUAUGGCAUUCUGUUGGUACCAUUGCUAUAUUGUAAUAUAUAGAUUUUUAAAUAUUUUAGUCUCUAAGAAAUAGCAGUUGUAUAUCAACAUUUAUAACCAGCUUAACUUACACCAGCUCAAUCUUCUAGAAUUUGCAGUGUUCUAGGAUUACUACAAUGUUUGGCUCUACAUGUUUAAACAAGAUCUUGUUUCUUAAGAGGUAAUCAUUUCAAUUUAAAUAUAGCUCAUAUACCAUUAUUUUUAUAUCCAUUUCUAAAUACAAGUAAUAAAAGUAAAGCUUUCGAAAAUCUAAGAGUUACCAGUUUAGGUGUUAUUGGAGCUUUAGUCAAAGUAUUUUUUAAUUCCAAUUUUUAUAGGGUGAUGAUCCAGAAGCUAUUAAUUUUUUAAUGCAAACUGAAAUCAUCCCACUUUGUUUAAGAAUCAUGAAAAAAGGAUAAGAACUAUCUAGAACUGUUGCAACUUUUAUUGUUUAGAAGAUUCUUCUCGAUGAUAAUGGUCUCAAUUAUAUCUGUUAAACUCCUGAAAGAUUUUUUGCAGUAAGUCAAGUAUUAUAAACUAUGAUUGAUGAUUUGCAUUAAUCUUAAAAAGAUGAUUAAAGAUUAUUGAGACAUAUUAUUAGAUGUUAUUUAAGACUUUCUGAAAAUCAAAAGUAAUAUAUUCAUUUUUAUUUUAGAGCUGGAGAAGUCCUUAAAAAAUAUUUGCCAUAAGUAUUAAAAGAUCCUACUCAAUCUUUUAUUAAAGAUGAAGUUGUUAAAAAGUGGCACAACAAUUUGCUUCAAAAUCUUUCGAUCAAAUGAUCUUAAAAUAUGUAACUAAAUAUAUUAAAAUC